UGGCGGCGGCGGCUGCGGCGGCUGCUCUUCCGACAUGAGGCAGCGGCUGCGGGAGGGCUGGCGGCGGGCGCAGCCGCAGCGGCAUCUGUAGCUCAGGCAGGGCCCCUGGGGCGUGGGCGCGGCGUGCGGGCGAGCGGCGUGCGGGCCGGCCGGCGUCGCGGGAGUCGGGCUCUGCGGCAGCCCGCACCGCCGUCCUCGGAGGGGCCCGCGCAGUGCCCCGAGCUCGGCCCUGGGCGGGGGUGCGGCGCGUUGGGCUGCGGGCAGCAGGCCCUGCUAGAGCGGCUGCUCAGACGGGCAGCCCUCGGGUUCCGCAAGCUCGCGGGCGGGGGCGCGGGCCAGGGCAGCCCGCUGGUGGUCAGCGGCGCGGGGACGGGACGCGGCAGGAGCCGCAGGUCGGCCCGCGCGCUUUGACGCACCGGGCGCCUCUGCGGCAGGAUGAAGCGCUGCUCGCCUCCGGCCGAGUUGUUUUUGCGAAAGCCGCUCCCGGUGCCCGGAGCGCUCAAGGUCUGAACUUCCCUCUGGAGCCGCAGUUGGAGGCGCGCGGGUAGAGGCCACCAGCGGGCGACGGCGCCCGAGGGGGAGCGCAGUGCAGCGCGCCCGGGACCCAAGACUCAGCACCGCCGCGGCACGGGAACCCGGGGAGCACCAGGUACCCCUGACCCGGUCGGGAAAGGUUCCAAGAGCUCGGCAACAUGGCUUCCUCACCCCACCAGCAGCUGCUGCAUCACCAUAGCACCGAGGUGAGCUGUGACUCGAGCGGAGACAGCAACAGCGUGAGGGUCAAGAUCAACCCUAAGCAGCUGUCCUCCAACACCCACCCGAAGCACUGCAAGUACAGCAUCUCCUCCAGCUGUAGCAGCUCGGGAGACUCUGGGGGGCUUCCCCGAAGGAUGGGCGGCGGGGGUCGCCUGCGCAGGCAGAAGAAACUGCCCCAGCUGUUCGAGAGGGCCUCCAGCCGCUGGUGGGACCCCAAAUUCGACUCCGUGAACCUGGAGGAGGCCUGUCUGGAGCGCUGCUUCCCACAGACCCAGCGCCGCUUCCGGUACGCACUCUUCUAUGUGGGCUUCGCCUGCCUUCUCUGGAGCAUCUACUUCGCUGUCCACAUGAGAGCCAAAGUGAUUGUCAUGGUGGUCCCGGCUCUGUGCUUCCUGGUGGUGUGUGUGGGCUUUUUCCUGUUUACUUUUACCAAGCUGUACGCCCGGCAUUAUGCGUGGACCUCGCUGGCUCUCACCCUGCUGGUGUUCGCCUUGACCCUGGCUGCGCAGUUUCAGGUUUGGACACCUCUGUCAGGACGUGUUGACAGCUCCAAUCAAACUCUCACAGCCAAGGUGGCGGACACUUGCUUAUCUCAAGUGGGGAGCUUCUCCAUGUGUAUUGAAGUGCUCUUUCUGCUCUACACGGUCAUGCACUUACCUCUGUACCUGAGCUUGUUUUUGGGGGUAGCCUAUUCUGUCCUUUUCGAGACCUUUGGCUAUCAGUUCCGAAAUGAAGACUGCUUCCCCUCGCCAGGACCCGGGGCUCUGCACUGGGAGCUGCUGAGCAGAGCCCUGCUCCACGUGUGCAUUCACGCGAUUGGGAUCCAUCUGUUUGUCAUGUCUCAGGUGAGGUCCAGGAGCACCUUCCUCAAGGUGGGGCAAUCCAUUAUGCACGGCAAAGAUCUGGAAGUAGAAAAAGCCCUCAAAGAGAGGAUGAUUCAUUCUGUGAUGCCAAGAAUCAUAGCUGAUGACCUAAUGAAACAAGGGGAUGAGGAGAGUGAGAAUUCUGUCAAGAGGCACACCACCUCCAGCCCCAAGAACAGGAAGAAGAAGUCCUCCAUACAGAAAGCGCCUAUAGCAUUCCGCCCUUUUAAGAUGCAGCAGAUUGAAGAGGUCAGUAUUUUAUUUGCAGACAUUGUGGGCUUCACCAAGAUGAGUGCCAACAAAUCCGCUCAUGCCUUGGUAGGUCUCCUCAAUGAUCUGUUUGGUCGCUUCGACCGGUUGUGUGAGGAGACCAAGUGUGAGAAGAUCAGCACUCUGGGAGACUGUUACUACUGUGUGGCCGGGUGUCCGGAGCCCCGGGCAGACCAUGCCUACUGCUGCAUUGAAAUGGGCUUGGGCAUGAUAAAAGCCAUCGAGCAGUUCUGCCAGGAGAAGAAAGAGAUGGUGAACAUGCGUGUCGGGGUUCACACAGGGACUGUCUUAUGUGGCAUCCUAGGCAUGAGGAGGUUUAAAUUCGAUGUGUGGUCCAAUGACGUGAAUUUGGCCAAUCUCAUGGAGCAGCUGGGAGUGGCUGGCAAAGUUCACAUAUCUGAGGCCACUGCAAAAUACUUAGACGACAGGUAUGAAAUGGAAGAUGGGAGAGUUAUCGAACGCCUUGGCCAGAGUGUGGUCGCCGACCAGUUGAAAGGUUUGAAGACAUACCUGAUAUCGGGUCAGAGAGCCAAGGAGUCCCACUGCAGCUGUGCAGAGGCCCUGCUUUCUGGCUUUGAGGUCAUUGACGGCUCACGGGUGUCCUCGGGCCCUAGGGGACAGGGGACAGCAUCGCCAGGGAGUGUCAGUGACUUGGCACAGACUGUCAAAACCUUUGAUAACCUUAAGACUUGCCCUUCUUGUGGAAUCACAUUUGCUCCCAAAUCUGAAGCUGGUGCAGAAGGAGGAGCUGUGCAAAAUGGCUGUCAAGACGAGCCUCCGGCCGGCACCAAGGUAACAAGCUCAUGGCUGUUGUUCCUGUCACUGCCUCUCCUGGCGCAUCCACCUAAGGCUUCUGGAGGACCCAACUCCAAAACCCAGAACGGACUCCUGAGCCCUCCUCCAGAGGAGAAGCUCACCAACAGUCAGACCUCCCUGUGUGAGAUCCUGCAGGAGAAGGGACGGUGGACAGGUGUGAGCUUGGACCAAUCGGCCCUCCUCCCACUGAGGUUCAAGAACAUCCGUGAGAAAACUGAUGCCCACUUUGUAGAUGUCAUCAAAGAAGACAGCCUGAUGAAAGAUUAUUUCUUCAAGCCACCCAUCAAUCAGUUCAGCCUGAACUUCCUGGAUCAGGAGCUGGAGCGAUCCUACAGAAGCAGCUACCAGGAAGAGGUCAUAAAGAAUUCCCCUGUGAAGACUUUUGCCAGCGCCACCUUCAGUUCCCUCCUGGACGUGUUUCUGUCUACCACAGUGUUCCUGAUCCUCUCCAUCACCUGCUUCCUAACCUACGGAGCCACCGCCAUGCCUCCCCCACCGGCUGCCCUGGCCGUCUUUGGUGCAGACCUGCUCCUGGAGGUGCUGUCCCUAGUAGUGUCCAUCAGAAUGGUGUUCUUCCUAGAGGAUGUCAUGGUGUGCACAAAGCGGUUGCUGGAAUGGAUCGCUGGCUGGCUCCCUCGACACUGCAUUGGGGCCAUCUUGGUAUCUCUUCCUGCCCUGGCUGUCUAUUCACACAUCACCUCUGAGUUUGAGACAAACAUACAUUUCACCAUGUUCACAGGCUCUGCUGUGCUGGUGACCGUCGUACACUACUGUAACUUCUGCCAGCUCAGCUCCUGGAUGAGGUCCUCCCUUGCCACCGUCGUGGGGGCUGGGCCCUUGCUUCUGCUCUACAUCUCCCUGUGCCGGGACAGCUCCAUAGUGGUGUCACCCUUAGAUACAGCAGCACAGAACUUCAGUGCCAACAGGAACCCGUGCAACAGCUCACUGCUGCAGGACAGCAGGAGGCCGGCCAGCCUCAUAGGCAAGGAGCUCAUCCUCACCUUCUUCCUCUUGCUCCUCUUGGUCUGGUUCCUGAACCGAGAGUUCGAGGUCAGCUACCGACUGCAUUACCAUGGGGAUGUGGAAGCAGAUCUGCACCGCACCAAGAUCCAGAGCAUGAGGGAUCAGGCUGACUGGCUACUGAGGAACAUCAUCCCCUACCACGUGGCUGAGCAGCUGAAAGUCUCCCAGACCUACUCCAAGAACCAUGACAGCGGAGGAGUGAUCUUUGCCAGCAUCGUCAACUUCAGUGAAUUCUAUGAAGAGAACUAUGAAGGGGGCAAGGAAUGCUACCGGGUCCUUAAUGAGCUGAUAGGUGACUUUGAUGAGCUUCUGAGCAAACCGGACUAUAACAGCAUUGAGAAGAUCAAGACUAUCGGGGCCACAUACAUGGCAGCGUCAGGGCUGAACACUGCCCAGUGCCAGGAGGGUGGCCACCCCCAGGAGCAUCUGCGUAUCCUCUUUGAAUUCGCCAAGGAGAUGAUGCGUGUGGUGGAUGACUUCAACAACAAUAUGCUGUGGUUCAACUUCAAGCUCAGGGUUGGCUUUAACCAUGGACCCCUCACUGCAGGCGUCAUUGGUACCACCAAGCUGCUCUAUGACAUCUGGGGAGACACUGUCAACAUUGCCAGCAGGAUGGACACCACUGGUGUUGAGUGCCGCAUCCAGGUGAGCGAAGAGAGCUACCGUGUGCUGAGCAAGAUGGGUUAUGACUUUGACUACCGAGGGACUGUGAACGUCAAGGGCAAAGGGCAAAUGAAGACCUACCUUUACCCAAAGUGCAUGGACAAUGGGGUUGUGCCCCAGCACCAGCUGUCCAUCUCCCCAGACAUCCGUGUCCAGGUGGAUGGCAGCAUUGGACGGUCUCCCACGGAUGAGAUUGCCAACUUGGUGCCUUCUGUUCAGUUCUCAGACAAGACUUCCUUGGGAUCUGAUGACAACACACAGGCCAAGGACGUGCACCUGUCCUGUAAGAGACCCUGGAAAGAGCCGGUCAAAGCUGAAGAAAGGUUUCGAUUUGGAAAAGCCAUAGAAAAGGAUGACUGUGAAGACACAGGAAUAGAAGAAGCCAAUGAACUCACCAAGCUCAAUGUCUCAAAGAGUGUAUGAGGCAGCGUGGAGAGCUGCCGAGGUGCUCUGUUCAUCCAAACACAAUAAUAUUUGUAUUGACAGGCUGGCGUGCUGUCUAGCACCUCAGUGUCUGUUCCUGGAUGUGGUGUCAUGUGGUCAUUUCAGCCCUAAUCUCUGUGUGGAUCACAGUUAUUCAGGGUCCAUUUCCACCCAUUUCUUCUUUCCUUUACUCCCUUUCCUGGAAGCCUGCCCCCAGCCUGGGGGAUCCAUUCAGCGGUGUGGAGGAAUAUAAGUGCCUUCAGGGUUUGGCCUUGAGUCUAGGGCUGAGGCCACUGGUGGAAUCAUGGCCCUGGGUAUUAUUUGACUUCUUUAGGACAAAAAAAAAAAAAAAAAAAAAAAAAAAAAGCUGUGGUUAAGAUACCGUUUUUAUUGCCUUUUCUCACAAGCUUUUUUUUCUCAUACAGUGUUUUCCAGUUUAUUUUUUCUAUAUAUGUAAUAGUGUUUUUUGGUCACCUGGCCUUUCUAAGCACAUACACGCACACACACUUGCAUUUAUGAAUCUGACAUAAAGUGCCAGUAACUCAUCUGGGGGAGGGGCUAUAAAAGGUGGGCAGGACUGGGAAGCUCAGCAAGCCCCCUUCUGGCAUCUCGGGGUACCUGGGCCCAUGUUCCUGUGGCCCAUGAAUGGGCCUCUCCGCCCCCAACACUGGGCAGUUUCAGGGGCUCUUCUGCACGCAGGCCAAAAUUUCAUAUGCUCACCAGGCACAAAGCUUACACGCCAGGCCUCAGGAAUCUCAAAGCCGUGUUUUCAUCUGACCCUCCACAGAGGGGUCUUCCAGCCAAGAGCGAAGAUGUUUGUCUCAGAAGCCGACUCAUCUGAGGGAGACAGUCGACCAUCUGAGGGUUGCGUUUAUUUAUUUAUUUAUUUAUCAAAACGUGUAUUAUGGGGAGGGGCCACUGGAUAGUUUUGGUGAGGGAAACAGUCAGGGAGUGGGCAGGGCAGUUUGCGAAGGACACAGCAGACCAAUGACAAGAUGUCCCUCUAUGUUUCAUGUCUCAUCCACUGUGGCCUACGGUGCCACCCAGGGUGCUGCUCCCCCUUGUGGGGAUCCAGAGUCACACUGCUCAGCUCCAAGCGGGAUUCUGCAGACCUUUUGUCCGUUCCUCCCACGGUUGGACUGCACAGGCUGAUUUGUAGUGGGAUUUCAUUCUGCUGGCCAAUUCAGACUCUCAAAAGAGGCUACUUGUGGCGCACCGAGGAGCAGAACCAUCUGUAUGCCAAAGGAGAUGCAGACAGCAGACACAGAGCCAAUAAGGAAAAUGGCGUUCCUGUUCCUGGUGGCUAACCUUGCUCAUAAUUGUGUCUUUCCAUGUUGAGUCUGAAAUUUCUGCUGAAUGGAACUCAGGCUACAGUUGUCCUGACGCCAUCAUUCUUCCAGGUGACGCUGGUGUGCAGCUCAGAGACGACUGAGGAGCAGCUCUGUCUGUUGGAGGUCUUCACGCCGUGCCCUGUGGUGUGUCCUUGCACUGGUAAACCUCACUGUAUGAUUUUCACCUCUGAGUUGAGUCCCUUGUUACUCAUUCCCAGAGACAGACAGGACCUGCUGAUGCUAGCAAGGUGACAUAGUUCUAGUCAGCCACUUCCCCUGGGGACACCUGGGAUGGCCACCCAAGCAUCAUAGCCAUGCCAGGACCCAGAGUGUUCUUAGUGACGGGAAGAUUUUCCUUCCCAGUUGGCUCCCUGUUGGUCUUCCAACUCGAAGAACAGAUGGUUGUAAUAAUACCUCUUGCUUCUGAAGAAUGUAUUCUUGUACAAUGCCACAGAUUUUUUUUCUUAAAAACACUACCUGAUUCUUUCCUUGUACUAGGGAUUUAGGGCAUGCUGGGUUUCCUCCGGUCAGUAUUAGGGUGUUCGUUAUCUGAGUGUCGGUCAGUCUGUCCUCCAGCUCCAGGCUGCAUAGCCUUGAGGAGCGAGCUGGUGUCAGUGUCUUUGCAGUCUUGGUUCAAGAUGUGCUCUGCCAGGUUCAUCUCUGCACACAUCUUCCCUCUCAAACUCUCUUCCUUUCUCUGCUACAAACGUGUUUGUGAUUCUUUCCCAGCCCACCCCCCAACCCUAGACCUGCAAGCCAGUUGGAGAGAAUCAUUGACCUUGAGCAGGUGGUCCAGUUACGCAUUGUGCAAAUAGAGCCCUGGGUGAAGGGCGGCUCCCACAGAGUGCAAUGGUCUUAAGAAACACCCUGAGCCUUCCUGAAGAACCAGUGCAGACAUUCUUCUUUCAGGGUGCAAGGCCCCUGAGGCCUUCCCAGCUCCCUGCCCCAAAGCAUACCUCAACACAAACCACGGCUCUGCAGCACACCUGCCGUGCAGCCUGGGCUGUUGGCAUUGAACAAACAGCUGGAGACAGUUGGGCUUCUAGGCAGUGGACUCGAGUGUCCUCAGGUGGCAAUACUUCUUAGGAACCUAGGGCAGGAAGCAAUACUCCAGAACUGAAUGUGUGUAAAUAGUUGCUUUGCGUUGCAAUUCCUCUUUCCCUCUUGGCCCAGCUCAGAUCAACUUUUUACAUCUGUAUGAUCAAGCACACAUAAUUUUGUCCCACGCAAAUGAACGUAGAGUAUCAGUUAUAAACCCUUAAACUGCUUGACGAGCACCACAGAUUGACCAUACCUGCGCAUGGCUCCCUCCACCCUGGCUUCACUCCUGGGGACUGCACCCGCACAUUUGCUCAUGACACAGAGAGCCAAAGGCAGUGUGCAACCAUCAGCUGGGCUGUAGUCACUUGUAGUUUCCAAAGAAAAGUCUGCAUUUGACUUUCUUGAUUUUCAAGGUCAGCAUUUUUGAUUGGUUGUUUGGAAAAUUGCAUCAUGACUAGAACCAGAAAUUAAAUCAUCAAGAACCAACUGUUUGUGUUUCCAUGUUUCCUUUGCUCUGCUCUUUUUAAAUUGUUAACUCUAAGAAUUUCAAAAUGCAUCCACUGAAAAAAAUGGAUAUUAAAAUAUUCUAAAACCUAA
This is a messenger RNA of Peromyscus californicus insignis, 7783 nucleotides long. It is a transcript of the gene Adcy9, whose product is annotated as adenylate cyclase 9. The coding region runs from base 693 to 4814 and encodes 1373 amino acids. Gene Ontology annotation, biological process: intracellular signal transduction; cyclic nucleotide biosynthetic process; adenylate cyclase-activating G protein-coupled receptor signaling pathway. The transcript is spliced from 11 exons. Lineage: Eukaryota; Metazoa; Chordata; Mammalia; Rodentia; Cricetidae. The record is from RefSeq and is a predicted model, not a curated record. Gene Ontology annotation, molecular function: adenylate cyclase activity.